Nicotiana attenuata is the source of this 2427-nucleotide messenger RNA. RefSeq names its product monocopper oxidase-like protein SKU5. The transcript is spliced from 9 exons. Lineage: Eukaryota; Viridiplantae; Streptophyta; Magnoliopsida; Solanales; Solanaceae. The coding region runs from base 428 to 2215 and encodes 595 amino acids. Gene Ontology annotation, molecular function: copper ion binding; oxidoreductase activity. The record is from RefSeq and is a predicted model, not a curated record.
UUGAAAAUCUUUUGCUAAAGUACUUGGACUUUCCUUUUGGUGUUUGAAAUUUUUUUGAAGGGGAGAAUCACAAAAGUAGAAGUUCAAAAAUCUUAUCAGCCAUUCAAUAUUUUUGUCAAAGUUGUCCGUUUCAUAUUCCAGAUUCCAAGAAAUAAAAGGUGGGGCCCUAACAUUUAUCUUUCAGACAUCCAAGCUGUCUUCCUCAAAACUUCAGGCUACCAUCACAUGUGCUUUUCUCUAUAGUCCACACUCACAGUGUCUGCACUUUACUGUACACAACAAUUCACACUGAAACCAGAAGAAGCAAAUUCUAAAGUGACAAUUUAAGAUCCCAAAGCUACGGUUGCCCCCAUUUCUUUCUAUUUCUUCACAUUGCAUUACAACAAUUACCAGAUAACAAGAAAGCUACGGUUGGAGUCGCAAUCAAAUGUUCACUGGAUUACCAAAUUAUUUCUGUCUCUUUUUCUUGAGUUUGCUUCUCUGUUUGAUAACAAUUUGUUUAGCGGGAGACCCUUAUAUAUAUUAUGACUGGACAGUUUCCUACAUCACAGCUUCUCCUCUUGGAGUUAAACAGCAGGUGAUUGGAAUAAACGGUCAAUUUCCAGGACCCAUUCUCAAUGUCACUACGAACUGGAAUGUGGUUGUCAAUGUCAAAAAUGAUCUUGAUGAACCUAUGCUUCUUACAUGGAAUGGCAUCCAGCAGAGAAAGGAUUCAUGGCAAGAUGGUGUAUCUGGCACGAAUUGUCCCAUUCCUGCUGGGUGGAAUUGGACAUAUGAGUUUCAAGUUAAAGACCAGAUUGGCAGUUUCUUUUAUUUCCCUUCCCUAAGUUUCCAGAGAGCUGCUGGUGGAUAUGGAGGGAUCACUAUAAACAACAGAAAGAUCAUUUCUCUGCCAUUUGCAACACCAGAUGGGGACAUCACACUCUUUAUUAGUGACUGGUUUAUAAAAAGUCAUAAGGAACUCAGACGAGACAUUGAAAACGGAAUUGGCCUUGGAGCUCCUGACAGUAUACUAUUCAAUGGGCUAGGUCCUUACCGUUACGAUAAUGCGCUUGUAUCAGGCGGUAUAGCCUACCUGUCAGUGAAUGUAGAACCAGGCAAAACAUAUCGCCUACGAGUACACAACGUUGGUGUUUCAACUAGCUUGAAUUUCAGAAUUCAAAAUCAUAACCUUCUUCUUGUGGAGACUGAAGGUUCAUACACAGUACAACAGAACUACACAAGCUUGGAUAUCCACGUCGGUCAGUCGUACUCAUUCCUGGUCACAAUGGAUCAAAAUGCAAGUAGUGAUUAUUACAUUGUUGCGAGUCCACGUUUUGUUAAUUCCUCCGGUUGGUCGAAGUCGGUAGGAGUUGCUGUCUUGCAUUACUCAAAUUCACAAGGACCUGCUUCAGGCCCUCUUCCAGACCCUCCUAAUGAAUCUGACACAUUUUUCUCAAUGAGUCAAGCGAGAUCCAUAAGAUGGAAUGUUUCUGCUAGUGCUGCACGGCCAAACCCCCAAGGAUCCUUCAGAUAUGGCGAAAUCACAGUGACUGAUGUCUUUGUCCUUCAUAAUAGACCUGCAGAGCUAAUAGAGGGGAAGCGGCGCACUACUCUCAGUGGUAUUUCAUACUUAGCACCAUCAACACCUCUAAAACUUGCUCAGCAAUUUAACGUCCCAGGUGUUUUCAAGCUGGACUUCCCCAAUAAAAUGAUGAACAGGCCAGCAAAAGUUGAUACGUCCGUAAUUAAUGGUACUUACAAAGCAUUUGUGGAAAUCAUAUUCCAAAACAAUGAUACAACUGUUCAGAGCUAUCAUCUGGACGGCUAUGCCUUUUUUGUUGUCGGUAUGGACUAUGGGCUUUGGACAGAGAAUAGUAGAAGCACCUACAACAAAUGGGAUGGUGUUGCUCGAUGCACUACCCAGGUGUUUCCAGGUGCUUGGACUGCCAUUUUAGUCUUCCUAGACAAUGACGGCAUUUGGAAUUUACGUGCUCAAAACCUCGACUCGUGGUACCUUGGCCAAGAAACUUAUAUUAGUGUUGUGAAUCCAGAGACCACAGAUAAAAAUGAUGUUCCACUUCCAGCAAACGUUAUCUAUUGUGGUGCACUGUCACCUUUACAGAAGGACCAAGCUCACAGAGUAAAUUUCUCUGGUGCACCAUCGUUCAGUAAACCAAUCAAAUUGAUAUUUGUAGCAUUUGUUCUAGCUAUAAUUGGAAGUUUUAUGAGGUAGCAAAUUCAAGUAAAAAGGCAUCAGAAAAGCAUGGUAGUUGGAAAAUGCCACUGAAUUACUCUUUGGGCUAGCUGGGUUUUUUUUUUUUGGCUUGUACUAAUAUGUAAUUAGUUGAACCCUAUAUUUAGGUAUCUCCACUUCAACUGUGAAUUAAUUUUUUGUAUUCUUGUAUGGUUUAACUAUAGUCAAAAUUCUUGGCAUCUUAGACAUGA